AUGACUAAUAGUCCAGUCUCAUACAGGCUUCUCAGAACAGGGGGCAGUCUUCUCUCUCUCCUCCAAAAUUCUCCCGCAAAUCUCUCGACUCACUGCGACGAUAGUCUUGUGACUCUCUCGACUACAGUCUCUUUCCCCGACUCUGCUACUAGCAAAAUCUCGAAUUUAAAUUUAACUUGGCUGCUGAUUAAUACGCAACUGUUGCUAUCAUUUCUCUUUCUUUCUUUCCUUCUUUCUUUCUUUCUUUUUUUCUUUCUUUAUUUAUUUAUUUCCUUAUUUAUUUAUUUAUUUCCUUCUUUCUUUCCGUCUUUCCUUCUUUCUUUCUUUCUUUCUUCAUUUCCUUAUUUCCUUCUUUCUUUCUUUCCCGCUUUCUUUCUUUCUUUAUUUAUUUAUUUAUUUCCUUAUUUCCUUCUUUCUUUCUUUCUUUCUUUCUUUAUUUCCUUAUUUCGUUCUUUCUUUCUUUCCCUUUUUCUUUCUUUACUUCUUUCUUUCCGUCUUUCCUUCUUUCUUUCCUAUAUUUUGAUCCCCAAUUUGGCAAAAAUUCGUGUUCAACACGGUAUUAAACGUCUGUGUUUGUUUGGCCUUUACAUUUCGUCUGGUCGACUUUCUCUAUAUUGUUUUAACACUGUCUAUCCCUCUUCAUACCUCAUCCUCCCCUUAGUCGUCUUUCUCCCCCGCUCCUGCCUUUUGUCUGGCUCCUUCUCCUCCCAUUCACCUUCCUUCACCUUUCCCUACUCCCAUUUGUUUUCCGCCUCUUCUGUUUUGUCUUCCUCUUCACUCUUCUUUCUCCUCUCCAUUACGAAAUUCUUUUCCAAUCGUAUCGUUCUUUUCUCUCUCCCAUUCAUCUCUCUCUCUCUCUCUCUCUCUCUCCCCCCAGAAGCCUCUCUUUAUCUAUCUAUCUGUCCACUGGAAGUCUCUCUCGUCCUUUGCUUCUUCCUUCGUCUUCUAAUCUUUCUAUCUUCUUGCACGAUUAUGUUUUGUCUUUUCUUUGCCGCGUCUUUCCCUUCGCGUAAUUUCCCGCCUUCCCAAUCCACGUGA
Acanthosepion pharaonis is the source of this 1038-nucleotide messenger RNA. Lineage: Eukaryota; Metazoa; Mollusca; Cephalopoda; Sepiida; Sepiidae. The record is from the annotation of a GenBank genome assembly.